CCUCAGUCCCUCGCAACGACCUUCGCAGGUCACACGGUCUUUCCUCCCCGUCAGUCUCGGUUUCUUGGCGGCUUUCUUUGCGUACAUCGUUCUCUGCUUAAACCUCUGUCUGCCAUCUGUGGUAGUAUUUGCCUAUUUGCAGAGCUAUUUGGUACUACUUGCAAGCAUCAACCAAGCCUAUUUCUGGAUUAUUUUCUGCAGCCACUUAGAGCUUAGAUUCUGUUUCUCGUGCUUGCUAUAUAAGCAGGCAAAGCUUUUUCCCCUCGCCAUCAACCUUCUCCUCCACUGCAACCAACUUCCAGGCUUCUAUCAUUUCCUCCCUGUCAGUCUCGCUGUGACACACUUGCCUCAUCGAUCGAUGCGUCGGCCGCACGAGCAUCGGCCUAGACUGGCGUCUCGUCUCGCUCUACUGCUGGCCUGCUGGCUCGCCGUGCUCGCUCGUACCCGCGCUGCCGGCGGCGUUGGCAUGCCGGCGAACUUCAUCUUCGGCGACUCGCUCGUCGACGCCGGCAACAACAACUACAUCGUGUCCCUGUCCAAGGCCAACUACCCCCCGAACGGCAUCGACUUCUUCGGCCACCAGCCCACCGGCCGGUACACGAACGGCCGGACCAUCAUCGACAUUCUAGGGCAAGAGAUGGGACUGGGAGGGCUCGUGCCGCCGUACAUGGCCCCGGAGACCACGGGCGACGCCGUGAUGAGAGGCGUCAACUACGCGUCCGGCGGCGGAGGCAUCCUCAACCAAACCGGCAGUAUCUUCGGUGGGCGCCUGAACCUGGACGCCCAGAUCGACAACUACGCCAACAGCCGGCACGACCUGAUCGCGCGGCACGGGGAGGUGGAGGCGGUGAGCCUGCUGCGGGGCGCGCUCUUCUCGGUCACCAUGGGCUCCAACGACUUCAUCAACAACUACCUCACGCCCAUCUUCUCCGUGCCGCAGCGCGUCACCACGCCGCCGGUCGCCUUCAUCAGCGCCAUGAUCGCCAAGUAUCGCCAGCAGCUCACCAGGCUGUACCUCCUGGACGCCCGCAAGAUCGUGGUGGUGAACGUGGGGCCGAUCGGCUGCAUCCCGUACCAGAGGGACACGAACCCGUCGGCCGGCACGGCCUGCGCCGAGUUCCCGAACCAGCUGGCGCAGGCCUUCAACCGGCGGCUCAGGGCCCUGGUGGACGAGCUGGGCGCCGCCCUCCCGGGCUCGCGCAUCGUCUACGCCGACGUCUACCACAUCUUCUCCGACAUCAUCGCCAACUACACAGCCCACGGGUUCGAGGUGGCGGACUCGGCGUGCUGCUACGUGGGCGGGCGGUUCGGCGGGCUGGUGCCGUGCGGGCCGACGUCGCAGUACUGCGCGGACAGGUCCAAGUACGUGUUCUGGGACCCCUACCACCCCAGCGAGGCCGCCAACGCGCUCAUCGCCCGCCGGAUCCUCGACGGCGGACCCGAGGACAUCUCGCCGGUCAACGUGCGCCAGCUCAUCGCCACCUGAACGCAACCGGUGGAUGGAUCACCCAGCCGGCGGAGUAAUUUGGAUUCAUUUUUUUGCGGUGAUUGGACCCUUCUUCGGUGUAACAUCAUUUUCCGUGCUUAGCUAGGUAGGAGAAAUGUAUGAUGGUUGAUGGUAUCUCGUGCGCGUCGUUUUAGCUCGUUUAGGAGUAUUUCUGCUCGUUCUAGUUUUCCAUUUGACCUCUUCUUGCGACGUGAACUCGUGACAUGUUUGGCUGUUACAACCAAUAAAAAAAAGUGUCUAGAUGAUUUGAGGUAUGAAA
Sorghum bicolor (sorghum) is the source of this 1766-nucleotide messenger RNA. RefSeq names its product GDSL esterase/lipase At4g16230. Bases 359 to 1486 code for a protein of 375 amino acids. The transcript is spliced from 5 exons. The record is from RefSeq and is a predicted model, not a curated record. Gene Ontology annotation, molecular function: hydrolase activity, acting on ester bonds. Lineage: Eukaryota; Viridiplantae; Streptophyta; Magnoliopsida; Poales; Poaceae.